Molecule: messenger RNA, 567 nt
Organism: Kuraishia capsulata CBS 1993
Lineage: Eukaryota; Fungi; Ascomycota; Pichiomycetes; Pichiales; Pichiaceae
Exons: 1
Coding region: 1-567 (188 amino acids)
Source: RefSeq, a predicted model, not a curated record
AUGGCUGGCGAUAACUGCAGUGAUCUUUUGCAGUCUCCACCAUCGUUUCCCAUGAGUGCUUUGACCUCAGCUAACGCCAAGAUUGAGUCCUGGCUAACGGCUAAUUCGCUCACGCGACAGCUAGUGAGCUCGCCGUCCUCAUCCUGCAUCACCUUAAUCUUCGUUUAUAUCGGAAUCCUACUGAUAUCGUACGAGACCGUGCUUUACUCGGGUUAUUAUAUUUCGCUGUGGAAACUCCCAGGCAAUGAUAUAUUUAAGGAGACCCCCACACAUUGUGCCCAUGUUUAUGUUCGCUUGCACACGCGGGAUGCCGUACUCAAGUAUCACUUUGAGUUUGGUCCUGAAGACUACGACCCCAGGAGCCCGGAGCACGGGACCACAUUGUUGCAUCUGAAGAAGAAACUAGUUGAGUGUUGGAGAGAUCUGGAACACGAGGGUGAAGUUGGUGUCGAAAAUGUAGAAGUGAGGCGCAAGAAGAGAGAGCUGGGGGAUAAUGACGAGUUCCUGUGCAAUCUGGGUGUUGAGACUGGUGAUACAAUUGAUGCGUACGCAGUGGAGAACAAAUGA